UGAAUGUGGUUAUGAUAUGCAUCAGAGUAUUAUUUUUGAUGAGAGAGAUGUAUUAUAAAUGUAAUGGAUAAGGUUUUGUGACAGAGAUAGUGCGCAAUAUAUAAUUUCGGGAAUGUACAGAAAAACGAUAAAAUGUACAUGAGAGAUAUAAGUGCACAAUUUUAUUUUUAAUAAUAAGUUUAAUAUGAAAAAAGAAUAUUGCGGAUAAAGUGAGAGAUAUAUAUGUAUAUAUUUUCUCUGUUUAUUCUUCCCCUACACAAUUUGUGGGUUUUCGCUCACAUAUAGAUAUUUUCGAAUUGUUCGUUUUUUGAAAAUAUCAUGCAUUCCAACAUAUUGUUUAACAACUUCAGUGGUUAUUUUUAUCAGUCUUGAGACGUUUUAUAGAAGAAAAGUAAUUUUAUAAUGAUGUUCCAAAAGUUUUUUUACAACAUAAAUAAUCUGCAGUUAUUUCGUAUUACGAUACUCGACAUUUACUAAUUAUUUUAUGUCUACACACCUCUGUGAUCAUAUAAUUAAUCAUUUUAUAUGGUGAUACUUUUAUGGAAAGCUAAUGUGUGGAGCUCAUUCUACGAUACAAAAAAUGGUAGAAAAGGUACCUCUGCGGAAAGCUAUUUCUCGGUUGGACUUUCCGGCAGUUGCAGCCUUUGGCAAUCCUUUGCUAGACAUAUUUGUAAUACUGAAAAAUGAUGACUUACUUAAAAAAUAUAAUCUUGAAAGUGACGGUGAAAGAGAAUUAUGUGAAGAGAAAAUGCAGGAAUUAAUUGCUGAUUUACCACAUACAGAACAAAGUACUUUUCCUGGAGGAUCCGCACAAAAUACCAUGAGGAUCUUACAGUGGCUUUGUGACGAUUCUCAUGAAUCUCAAGUAACCAGUUUUUAUGGUGGUCUCGGAAAUGAUCAGAAGGGUUCGAUUUUAGAGAAAUUAGUUCGAAUUGCUGGAGUGGAUGUAAGGUAUGCCAUACAUCCAGCUUUACCUACUGGAUUAUGUGUUUCGUUAGUGCACGACACAUCCCGCAGUCUUGUUGCAAAUAUUGGUGCAGCUAGUGUGUAUACGUUGGAUGAUCUGAAGAAGGCUAAUCUACGUUUAGAUAGCAUUAAAAUAAUUUAUAUCGAAGGAUAUUUUAUAACUCACGGCCUGGAUGUCGCUAAAGAAUUAGUUAAGCAAGCGCAAGAAAAGAAUAUUAUUAUAGCAUUCAAUCUUAGUGGUUUAUAUAUAUUUCAGGAACAUCAAGCGGCUGUGUGCGAGAUGGUUGGCUAUGCCAAAAUCGUAUUCGGCAACGCGAGAGAAAUGAUAGCGCUAGCACAAGCAUUGAAUGUGAAAUAUGAUGAUGUCACUGACAUACCCUUUUUACUUAACAGUUUAAAGAGAAUUACAGUGGACGUUUCUAGCGCCAACAGCAAGGAUUGGUUGGCUGACGACGGUAUAUUCAUCAUGACGCGUGGUGGAUCCGCACCGUCAAUCAUUGUUUGGGGCAAAGGACAUUCCGUUCAGGUACCACCUGUUCCACCGAAAGCACCUAUUACGGACACCACAGGCGCUGGGGACGCUUUGGUGGCCGGUUUUCUAGCCGGCGUUUUAGCUCGCUGGGAUCCGAAGAGCUGCUUAGAAUUAGGAUGCAAAGUCGCGUCUUAUAUGAUUACCAGACUCGGCGUUACGUUACCGAGCAGCGUACCUUCUGAUCUAUUGCUAUAAUGUGAUUUGAUCUCCUUAGAAGAUUAAUGACUGAUCGUUACCUGAUGUACCAAUGUAUAAUUAUACGAUUAUUUAUUAUUCCUUUUAAGUUUGUUUUAUUAG
Pseudomyrmex gracilis is the source of this 1795-nucleotide messenger RNA. Its product is annotated as adenosine kinase-like. Gene Ontology annotation, cellular component: cytosol; nucleus. Lineage: Eukaryota; Metazoa; Arthropoda; Insecta; Hymenoptera; Formicidae. The transcript is spliced from 5 exons. Gene Ontology annotation, biological process: purine ribonucleoside salvage. The record is from RefSeq and is a predicted model, not a curated record. Bases 551 to 1693 code for a protein of 380 amino acids. Gene Ontology annotation, molecular function: adenosine kinase activity.